Molecule: messenger RNA, 3075 nt
Organism: Pectinophora gossypiella (pink bollworm)
Lineage: Eukaryota; Metazoa; Arthropoda; Insecta; Lepidoptera; Gelechiidae
Gene: Hrb27C
Product: heterogeneous nuclear ribonucleoprotein 27C
Exons: 12
Coding region: 96-1670 (524 amino acids)
Molecular function (GO): RNA binding
Source: RefSeq, a predicted model, not a curated record
AUGGUUGGUCCGCCAUAAUCUUUCGUGUGGGUCUGUGCUUGUGUGGUUUGGUUUUCUUACCGGUGCCAACCAUUAUUUUUAAUUAGUAGUAAGUUAUGCGUAUGAAUCCAGACAUGGACGAUGACGAGAAGGGAAAACUGUUUGUCGGUGGACUAUCAUGGGAAACGUCUCAGGAGAACCUGCAGCGCUACUUCUCCCGCUACGGGGACGUGAUCGACUGCGUGGUGAUGAAGAACAGCGAGUCUGGCCGCUCCAGGGGCUUCGGCUUCGUCACCUUCGCCGAGCCCACCCUUGUCAACGUGGUGCUCCAGAACGGGCCGCAUCAACUUGAUGGAAGGACCAUCGACCCGAAGCCGUGCAACCCGCGCACUCUGCAGAAGCCCAAGCGCGGUGGCGGCUACCCGAAGGUGUUCCUCGGCGGUCUGCCGUCCAACAUCACGGAGACCGACCUUCGCGUCUUCUUCGGCCGCUACGGCAAGGUCAUGGAGGUCGUGAUUAUGUACGACCAGGAGAAGAAGAAGUCUAGAGGCUUCGGCUUCCUCUCCUUCGAGGACGAGAUAUCCGUUGAAAGGGUGACCCAAGAACACUUCAUCAACCUCAACGGCAAACAGGUGGAGAUCAAGCGUGCGGAGCCUCGCGACGGCUCAGGCAAGCUGGGGUCCGGCGGCAGCGGAAUGGGUGGCGGCGGCAUGUCGGCACCGGGUGACGCGCCCGCUGCGGGACAGUGGGGGCCCCCGGCCGCGCCCAUCAACAUGAUCCAGGGCCACAACGGCCAGAUGGGCGGUCCGCCGAUCAACAUGCCUAUGGCCGGACCUAACAUCAUGCAAGGGUACCAAGGCUGGGGCACGUCCCCGGGGCAGACGUCGUACGCGGGCUACGGCGCGGCGGGCGCGGGCGCGGGCCCGGGCAACUACCAGGGCUGGGGCGCGCCGCCCGCGCCGCAGGCGCCGCCGCACGCGCCCGCCUGGCCCGCCACCAACAACUACACGCAGCACACGCAGCCGCCGGCGCAGGGCUACGGCAGCUACGCUAACUACAGCUCAGCACCGGCGGGCGCUUCGGCGGGAGGAAGCUGGACUAACUGGAAUAUGCCGCAGAAUUCCAACUCUACUGGCUCUGGGUCGUACGUGCCGCUGUCGGAGGGCGGCGAGAUGUACGGGCGCGGCGCGGGCGGCGGCGGCGGCGGCGCGCCCGCGCUGGGCGGCGCGCUGUCCUCGGCCGCGCUCAGCAAGUCCUCCAGCGCCGACUACAGCACCUACCAGCAGUACCCGCCCGCCUACCAGCAGGACCAGGGUUCGUCGUACGGCGGCGGCGGGUCACGCGCGUACGGCGGCGGCAGCGAGUACCACGGCUCGGCGCCCGCCGCGCAGCCGCCAGAGGGCGAUGGUGUGGGCAGUAACGCCGGUAGUCCUAAGUUCGUGACCGUGCCUCAAAUGACAGAGGCUAUCGGAACGCCACCACAGGUUCCUAUGAUGUACUGCGGCGGUAUGGUGUCUCCACAGCCGUCAUUUUGCAAUGUCUCCGACAUAUCUGCCUCCGCUUCAGGGGAUGACUAUGAAUACACUGGCGGGUCGGGCGACGGGUACCAACGGUCAUCAAAACGGAGCUACCACGGCGCGUCAUCGGGUGGUACCGCUUCCGCGUCUUCGUACCAUCCCUAUAGGCGUUAACGAGUGAUGUGGCGUCAACGGGCUCUACACGACUCCUGCGACCUGGUAAUGCGUUUACAAGUCGGCUGGGGUGUUCCACCGUGCCCCCGCCACAGUCAACUUUCAUAUUUAGUUUGACAAGAACCAAUCAGCAGGGAUACACGUGGAAUGCUUUCACUCUAGUUCCGGUUAAGAACGCGAUAUUUUUUUUUUGAUUUAGAGGAAUUUUAGAUGGGGAAGCAAAGAAUGUUCUUUUUGUACCGUUUUAGCUUCGCUCAUGUAUACUAUGGGGACAUUCUUUGUUAACUUGUGAGUCACAUUCCCGCACCUUUUGGAACGUCGACUUGUAAACAACUUGUAAAAUAAUAAUUAUUAUAUCUUUUUUCUAUGAACGCAAUCAUUAAGUUUGUAAAUGGUUUUUAGCGGACACGAGUCUAUAAGAAGCGUAUUUAUCAGUUGAUGAAAAUUAUUUUUUGAUAAAAUUUACUCUUGACAAAGUUUAUAAAAGCUUGUAGCUUAUCGACUUUUGUAUCGACUGGUAAUUAUUAUCAGACCCAAAAAAAGCGACGACACGUGAUCGACUUAUAGACGUUUUCUUAUAAACUUCUUUCCGAACGAUUAUAGGUUAGUAUUUUCUUUUAGACGUAUUGUGUAGUGUGGAUUGGGUUAAAUCCAGUGAGCGUUUUUUAACUGAAAAUUGUCAGUUGUAACAAAUUCUAUUGCAUAUUUUAAGAUGAUUGUUCAUGUUUUUGGAUGUCAUGAAUUUAGAUAAUAAAUAACUACGGGUCCGAUAAAAAAACUUGGAGUGAGUUAAAAUAAAUGGGAUAAAAUUGGUACUCCUUAUAUGAAAUGACGAAAAUGUCAUCUGUAUAUUGCAUCAACCUUGUUAUGCUCGGUCACAAAUUAUAAUAUUUCCGGCGGUUUCUGGAAACGGAACAGCCAGCGCUUUGCAACUAUUUUUUUUUUAAUCUAUUUACUCAUCACAAUUCAGAACUACUCACUCUAUAUUAUUCCCCUAUUACUGACUUAUUUGACUCAUAUUGAGGUUUAUCAAAAUUGACUUGUAUUUUUAUAGAAAAAAUAGUUAUAGUUUAAUGACAGGCAUACAAGGGUAAUAAAUAGCUGUUCAAAUCUAUUAUAUUGUGUAGUGUAAGUAAUUUCUCUUCUGAAAUCAUGUUCAAAGUAACAAACAGUUAGCACUCAUGAUGCAUUUUGAGAUGAAAUUCGAAUAUUGUAAAUGUGUGCAAGUUACUGAAUUUGCAUGGUAUUAAUUUGGAUUUGAAUUGUUUCCAUUUGUCAAGUAAAUACGCGUAACCUCCCGCCAAGAUGGCGUUCACUCGGACCUUUCACAUGGUCAUAUUCCAUUGUUCCUCUUGACACGUGUAUUUUUGUUUACUUACUUGAAUAAAAGUACUAAACAUUUUAA